Sesamum indicum (sesame) is the source of this 475-nucleotide messenger RNA. Its product is annotated as monothiol glutaredoxin-S2. The record is from RefSeq and is a predicted model, not a curated record. Lineage: Eukaryota; Viridiplantae; Streptophyta; Magnoliopsida; Lamiales; Pedaliaceae.
AACAAGUUUCGCAAACACAAACAUAUAUACAAUUCAAUCCACCUACGUACAUUACUUUGAUCAGCAUUUGCACGGCCAACUCAAUUCGGUUUCCGCCACAGCAAAUGGACACGGUGGAGAAGUUGACGGCGGACAAGCCCGUGGUGAUAUUCAGCAAGAGCACUUGCUGCAUGUGUCACACCAUCAAAACACUGAUAUCCAGCUUUGGUGCAAACCCCACCGUUUACGAGCUGGAUGAACUGCCGGACGGGCAGCAGGUGGAGAAGGCCCUCAUGGCCGACUCAGGGCGGAGGCUGAGCUUUCCGGUCGUUUUCAUCGGCCAAGAAUUGGUUGGAGGUGACAAUGAGGUCAUGAGCCUUCAUGUCAAAGGCAAGCUAGUCCCACUGCUCAAGAAGGCUAAAGCUAUCUGGAUAUAAAUAGGAUUUCAUGAAUAUAUAUACUUAUAGUUAAGUAAUUCCACUGAACUAAUUAUUAA